Phaeodactylum tricornutum CCAP 1055/1 is the source of this 1797-nucleotide messenger RNA. RefSeq names its product kinase pyruvate kinase 2 (gene PK2). Gene Ontology annotation, biological process: glycolytic process. Lineage: Eukaryota; Bacillariophyta; Bacillariophyceae; Surirellales; Neidiaceae. The transcript has 2 exons. Gene Ontology annotation, molecular function: potassium ion binding; magnesium ion binding; pyruvate kinase activity. Gene Ontology annotation, cellular component: cytoplasm. The record is from RefSeq and is a predicted model, not a curated record. Bases 190 to 1731 code for a protein of 513 amino acids.
UUUCGUCUUCCGGAGUUCCGACCGAUUCUAACCGGGUACCUUUGCCCCUCGUCCCCCCACACAUUUCCGAUAGCGGCUUGUCUCUAGCUAGCUAGCUAGACUAACGGAAAGUGCGGUGGCGACUUCCCUCACAGUCACUUUUGUCCGCAAACACCGCCAUCUUUCUUCUCUUCGCACAAAUUUUUCACCAUGACAGCGUCUCAAACCAAAAUCACGGCUUCUGGUCCGGAACUCCGCGGGGCCAACAUUACGUUGGACACCAUCAUGAAGAAGACGGACGUGUCUACUCGUCAGACCAAGAUCGUUUGUACGCUGGGUCCAGCGUGUUGGGAAGUCGAGCAGUUGGAAUCUCUUAUUGACGCGGGCCUCUCCAUUGCUCGUUUCAACUUUUCUCACGGAGAUCACGAAGGACACAAGGCUUGUUUGGAUCGGCUGCGUCAGGCCGCGGACCACAAGAAAAAACACGUUGCGGUUAUGUUGGACACCAAAGGCCCAGAAAUUCGUUCCGGAUUCUUUGCCGAUGGCGCCAAGAAAAUCUCCCUCGUCAAGGGUGAAACCAUCGUGCUUACCUCGGAUUAUUCCUUCAAAGGUGACAAGCACAAGCUCGCCUGUUCGUACCCUGUGUUGGCCAAGUCUGUUACACCUGGUCAGCAAAUUCUGGUCGCGGACGGUUCGCUCGUCCUCACCGUCCUGAGCUGCGACGAAGCCGCCGGGGAAGUAUCUUGCCGCGUCGAGAACAAUGCGGGUAUUGGCGAGCGUAAAAAUAUGAACCUUCCUGGUGUUAUUGUCGACCUUCCGACAUUGACCGACAAGGAUAUUGACGAUAUUCAAAACUGGGGGAUUGUGAACGACAUUGAUUUCAUUGCGGCCUCGUUUGUUCGCAAAGCCAGUGACGUGCACAAGAUCCGCGAAGUCCUGGGUGAGAAGGGCAAAGGAAUCAAGAUUAUUUGCAAAAUUGAAAACCAAGAAGGCAUGGACAAUUACGACGAAAUCCUUGAAGCAACCGACGCCAUCAUGGUCGCCCGCGGUGAUCUGGGUAUGGAAAUCCCACCCGAGAAGGUAUUUUUGGCACAAAAGAUGAUGAUCCGACAAGCCAACAUUGCCGGCAAGCCGGUAGUAACGGCCACACAGAUGCUUGAGUCCAUGAUUACCAAUCCGCGCCCGACCCGUGCCGAGUGUAGUGACGUGGCGAACGCCGUCUUGGACGGCACGGACUGCGUCAUGCUCUCCGGAGAAACCGCGAACGGCGAAUACCCGACCGCGGCCGUCACCAUUAUGAGCGAAACCUGUUGCGAAGCCGAAGGGGCCCAAAAUACCAACAUGCUUUAUCAAGCCGUCCGUAACAGUACCCUCUCACAAUAUGGUAUCUUGUCCACGUCCGAAUCCAUUGCGUCCUCCGCCGCCAAGACGGCCAUUGAUGUCGGCGCCAAGGCAAUCAUUGUCUGUUCCGAAUCCGGUAUGACUGCCACGCAAGUAGCCAAGUUCCGCCCCGGUCGUCCGAUCCACGUGCUCACGCAUGAUGUGCGCGUCGCCCGUCAGUGCAGCGGCUACCUGCGCGGAGCCUCGGUAGAAGUCAUUUCCAGUAUGGAUCAGAUGGACCCCGCCAUCGAUGCCUACAUUGAGUGCUGUAAAGCCAAUGGCAAGGCCGUUGCCGGUGACGCCUUUGUGGUCGUGACCGGUACGGUCGCUCAGCGUGGGGCCACCAAUCUCAUGCGCGUCAUGUAUGCCUAGACAAGACCGCUGUUUCUAGUUCAAAAUACCGACAUAUCUCUACGAUUAUUAACUGUUAGCCAACGU